Messenger RNA from Scheffersomyces stipitis CBS 6054, 654 nucleotides. RefSeq lists its product as uncharacterized. The record is from RefSeq and is a predicted model, not a curated record. The transcript has a single exon. Lineage: Eukaryota; Fungi; Ascomycota; Pichiomycetes; Serinales; Debaryomycetaceae. The annotation marks the transcript as partial.
GAACAAAAGUAUAAACAGAAAUGCAAAGAAUUGAAAAGAAGAAUUUCUGAAAUUGAAGGGAGUAACGAGAUUGCGACUCUUGCGCUUUCAAGGACAAAGGCUUCAAUUCGAAGAUUAAGACUCGAAUAUGUUAUUUUGUUGGAAAGAUUGGAAGAGAGAGCUAUCCUAUUGCCUGGUGGUAUUGGUGGAUUCGAAGAAAUGGCUUCACCACCAACGCCCAGCGUUUUGGAUGAGUCUCUAAAUAGUGUUGGCGGUAAACUUUUGAGGAACGGCUUAGCAAAGAAGGGUAGUAAAAAGAGUAAGCCUGGAACUUCCUCGAAUGCUGAUGCAUCUUCUGUUAAUUCUCGGACCCAGAAAGUACGAGAUCCCGAUUUGCCAAAGAGACCUACUAAUGCAUAUCUAAUAUUUUGCGAUAUGGAGAAAGAACGGAUUAGGCAAGAAAUAGAAGAAAAGAAUCCUGGCAGCACAAUUGACUUGUCCAAAAGUAUGACUGAAGCAUGGAAGAAUCUAGAUGACGAGGAUAGAAAGCCAUAUUACAAAUUGUAUGAAGAUGACAGAAUUAGGUACCAGACGGAAAUGUUAGCCUACAAUAAAAAGAAACAGACAACAGAUAGUGCAGAAGACAAGCGACCAAAUAAAAAACAGAAAGUGGAG